Vitis riparia (riverbank grape) is the source of this 1005-nucleotide messenger RNA. RefSeq names its product disease resistance protein RPV1-like. NCBI's taxonomy places the organism in Eukaryota, Viridiplantae, Streptophyta, Magnoliopsida, Vitales, Vitaceae. Bases 1 to 1005 code for a protein of 334 amino acids. Gene Ontology annotation, biological process: signal transduction. The transcript is spliced from 2 exons. The record is from RefSeq and is a predicted model, not a curated record.
AUGGCUUUUGCAAACCCUCGAAGUCAAAGAGCGUCUUCUUCUUCUAUUUCUACUCGUGGAUGGAAUUACGAUGUUUUCUUAAGCUUUAGGGGUGAAGACACCCGCCAUACUUUUACAGAUCAUCUCUACAGAGCUUUGAAUCGGAAAGGGAUUCGUACCUUUAGGGAUACCGAAGAGAUACGAAGAGGAGAAGAGAUUGCACCAGAACUUCUAAAAGCUAUUGAAGAGUCAAGGAUUUGUCUCAUAAUUCUGUCGAAAAACUAUGCCCAUUCUAGGUGGUGUUUGGAAGAACUGGCGAAGAUCAUGGAUUGCAGGGAGCAAAUGGGAAAAUUAGUUUUUCCUAUUUUCUACCACGUGGACCCAUACUCUGAGGAACUAGAUACGGGUAAUCAUAAAGGUGCAUUUUUCUAUGAUGACAGGAAUGGAGAUGAGGAGGGAAGGAGGAAGAUAGAGAGAUGGAGGGAAGCGUUGAAGACGGUGGCGAAUGUUAUGGGAUGGUAUUUACGUGAUGGGUCAGAGACACGUGUUAUUGAGGAGAUUACUUCCACUAUUUGGAAGUGUUUAAAUCGGGAACUCUUACAUGUUGAGAAGAACCUUGUUGGGAUGGAUCGUGGAAGGGCGUCUUCUUCUUCUACUUCUAUUGGCCCAUGGGAUUAUGAAGUUUUCUUGAGCUUUAGGGGUCAAGAUAUUAGCCACAGUUUCACGGAUCAUCUCUAUGCAGCUUUGUAUCAGAACGGAAUUCGUACCUUUAGACUGGAUGAUCACAAGGGAGAAGAGAUUGAAUCAUGUACUUCUAAAGCUAUUGAGAAGGCAAGAUGCAUCCUCGUAAUUCUCUCGGAACACUAUGCCCAUUCCCGUGGGUGUUUGAGGGAAUUGGUGAAGUUCAUUGAGUGCAAGAACCAAAAUGGAAAAUUAGUCAUUCCGAUUUUCUACCACGUGGAACCAUAUCCGAUGUGCGGAAACAGAAGGGGACUUAUGGAAAAGCAUUCCAAGAUCAUGAAAUAA